AUGGCCUUGGCCGGGAUGCUUGAUUUUGCCUCCAUGCUAUCACUAAACGACUCGCAGCCUGAUCAUCACCAGAUUAUUAUUCCAGCUUUCCGAGAAUUCCUGGCGGUCUUCGUUCAGCCAGACGUCUAUGAAGCGGAUUUUUUCCCGAAUCUUUACAACGUUCCUCUUCGACAUGACGAUUUGUUACAUUGGAAAGAGAAGGGCGUGCGGCCCCUAUGUGAACGGCGAUAUGGUGUUUGUCCAGUGCAAGCAACCGAGCGCGCACACGAGAGGAUCUUCGACAACUUUUGCAGUGUGCUUGUUACGCUCGAUUACGCCUACCAAAAAAAUCCCGCUUCUGAGACUUGGAUCGCACACCUCCGUUGGAAGAGACAUGUUCUUAUGCCUAUACCACCGGAUUUCUGCAAAGGCCCUAUGGCUCUGCUCGCACGUCACCGCAGCAACAUAGAAGCAGCAAUUCAGGCAUCCUUUCCUCAGUUACGAAAGAGCUUGGAAGAAUGGGGUCUUUAUCAGCCGUACGACCGCCCUGUGUUACUUAUGCCAGCUCUGAUGGACUAUAUGUCUCUAUUUGGCAAGGUUCUUCCUGAUCUGAUGAGCGAGAACGAUGAGGUCAUCUCUACCAUUGCGUCUCAUUUCGAAUCCUUUGUAGUAUGUUCUUUUCCCCGCCCAUGUCUUCAGAAAUUGAGUAUAACAGAAAUCCAAUUCGGAAACGCCAAAUGA
Molecule: messenger RNA, 720 nt
Organism: Alternaria atra
Lineage: Eukaryota; Fungi; Ascomycota; Dothideomycetes; Pleosporales; Pleosporaceae
Exons: 2
Coding region: 1-720 (239 amino acids)
Source: RefSeq, a predicted model, not a curated record